Aureobasidium musti is the source of this 1695-nucleotide messenger RNA. NCBI's taxonomy places the organism in Eukaryota, Fungi, Ascomycota, Dothideomycetes, Dothideales, Saccotheciaceae. The record is from the annotation of a GenBank genome assembly.
AUGGAGGGUUUCGACCCGAUAUCCAUGACCUACAUGGCCACCAACUUCGAGACGGUCAAUAACACGGCUCCGGCUACCACCAUGUACAACAAUAUGAUGAUGAUGCCAAACGACUUUAUGGAACAAUACUCGACCUACGACUCACAAACCAUCUAUCCAGNNGGUACUUACAAUCGCCAUGUUCUUGUCUGCUGUACUAUGGCCGCUAACCACUAUCGGAGUAGGGAUGAAUAUUACCAACUGCCGCCUCCUCAGACGACUCCCUCACUCAAACGAUUCUCCAGCACCUUUGACGACGCCUUCUCCGAUGCCGUAGGAGCCUUUGAAACGAUUGCCGAAACGGGAACUCAAGACGCUCAAGAUACACAAGAUGCGAAAGAGAUAGCGAUAGAGCAGGGUCAUAAAUAUUUGAAGUUCACUCCGCCCGUGUACGACUUUGCUCUGCUCGAUUACAACUUCCGCCAGGUAUCAGUAAGCUUGACUGCGGAUCUACUAGGACUCUUCUUUGCUGAGAAGUCAGCUUGGGUGAAUCCAGCCGAGAACACCGAGUUGAUGUGCUACCGUCGCAACAUCUUCCAGGUCUCGGGCAGUGUUGUGGUUCCGCGGGCCCUGCGCAACAUCGUCACUGAGCAGACGGAACAAAUCUCCAUCGUUUCUCAAGAACUCAUUAUUUCGGCAACUGAAUCUGCUGAGGGAAGUCCUACGAAGAUCAUUUGUGUUCCUUGGAAGACACCACCGAAUGGUAAUUCUAUUGUGGACGAAAGAGCUGAGAAGGAACCGCCGUCAAUACCGCUGGACCCAUCCACUGCAUCUGAAGGAGACUCCAAUUUUGCGACAUUCCCGUUUCAUUGGAAGCGCUUGCAGUUCCGGAGCGCUACCGCCAACAACGGAAGAAGAAAAGAGCUACAACAGCAUUUCAUCGUUCAUCUCAAGGUUGUGGCUACGCUAGCGACGGGUGGUAAAGUCACGAUUUGCCAUACCAAAUCAAACCCUAUUGUUGUGAGAGGUCGAAGUCCUAGGAACUUUCAAUCUAGAAAAGACAUUCUGCUCACUGGAAAUGGCACGCAUGCGAAGAAGCCUACUACAGCAGCUCCGAAACCGCGCGCGCCAUCGCAAGCAGAUCAUGGUCAUGCUCGGAAGCCUUCUCGCAAUAGUGGGGCUACAGUUCCUAGAAACGAAACACCUGCUGUUGUGGGCUUCGACAACGCCGACUUCCAGAUGCCUGCGCUUUUUAAUAACACAUUUCAGCAAGGCGCAAUGACUGCGGUACCGCCAACUGCACGGAUUUCCGAGCCCAAGGACUACGCUGUCUCGACUCCUGAUCUAGUACGACAGUCAUCAAAUAUGCCUGCGCCAGCGCGAGUCCCAUUGAAGCUGUCCUUGACCGACGAGGAGGAGCCCAAACAAUCUUCCAUGAGCCCUCCCAAGAACGGCAAUACGGGCAAGCGCGUAGCCGGAGGUCGUGCUGCGAGUACCCCAUCUGCACUAGCUCUACAGGUGGGGAGUAGUCCAGAUGAGAGCGCAGACUUGCUGUACGAGUACUUUCCUCUCAGCCUGGAUGACUGGCAACCACCUGUCGAUGCUGUGUACCGACCCCACGUCGUCCAUCACAUCAAUCCACUGCCAGAGAACAAGGCUCGCGAUCGCUUGAGUCGUCUCAAGAACAAACGAUAUUUUAGUGAGGAUGUGGGAUGA